AUGCUAUACCCUCACAAAAUCCUUCACAAGGCACCCUUUUUAUUAUCAUUCAAACAUGGCUUCAGACUCUUCCAGACACUUAAACAUGAACACCACCCGUUCGAUCUUAUUCUUCACCCAAAAGCUGCCUCGGUUAACCGUUCCAUGCUCAACCAUUUGCACAACUACCUUCCCUUUCAAGCACUUGCCAUAUUCAAGGACAAGUUCAAGUUGCAUUCUCUUGAAAACGUUGACGAGGUCGCCCUUGCCUUGUCCCUUAAGGCAUGUCAAGGAGAGUUGAAACUUGGGUGUCAACUCCACGGAUUCGUGGUGACUAGCGGGUUUGUUUUGUGUGUUACGGUGUCGAAUUCGCUCAUGAAAAUGUACUGCAAGUCUGGGAAUUUUCGGAAGGCUUUGCUUGUGUUUGAAAAUUUGAGUCAUUCUGACAUAGUGUCUUGGAAUACCGUGCUUUCUGGGUUUGAGGAGAGUUUGGAUGCUUUACAUUUUGCACGUUCUAUGCAUUUUCGUGGGAUAGCCUUUGAUCCGGUGACAUAUACUACUGCUCUUUCAUUUUGUCGGGGUGAUCAUGGAAUUUUAUUUGGGUGGCAAUUGCACACUCUUGUGGUUAAGUGUGGAUAUGCUUGUGAAGUUUUUAUUGGGAAUGCUCUUGUAACAAUGUAUUCAAGGUGGGGGAUGUUAGAUGAGGCUUGGAGAGUGUUUGAUGAAAUGCCCAGAAGAGAUUCGAUUUCGUGGAACGCAAUGAUUUCAGGGUAUGCUCAAGAAGGGGAGUGUUAUGGGUUGGAAGCAGUUUUAUUGUUUGUUAACAUGGUAAGUCAUGGUAUGUUAAUUGACCAUUGUUCACUUACAGGUGCUGUUUCAGCUUGUGGUCAUGUGAGAAACUUAGAGCUUGGGAGGCAAAUACAUGGUUUGACCCAUAAAGUGGGAUAUGGAACUCAUGUAUCAGUUUGUAAUGUUUUGAUGUCAACUUAUUCAAAAUGUGAGGUCCCUAGUGAUGCAAAAGCUGUUUUUGAGGACAUUUGUAAUCCGAAUGUAGUGUCUUGGACGACAAUGAUUUCUAUUGACGAAGAAGAUGCAAUGUCUCUCUUUAAUGCAUUGAGAAUUGAUGGUGUGUAUCCAAAUGAUAUUACGUAUGUAGGAUUAAUACAUGCUAUAACAAUCAGGAAUUUAGUUAUAGAAGGUCUGAUGAUUCAUGGAUUAUGCAUAAAAAGCUGCUUUUUGUCAGAACAAACUGUCUCCAAUAGCCUCGUUACCAUGUAUGCUAAAUUUGAGUGCAUUCAAGAAUCAAAGAAGAUUUUUGAGGAACUUAACUGUCAUGAAACAGUAUCGUGGAAUGCAUUGAUUUCUGGGUAUGCUCAAAAUGGCUUGUACAAAGAAGCUUUCCUUACAUUUUUGUCUGCGGUAGAGGAAAUAAAGCCCAACCACUACACAUUAGGUAGUGUGUUAAAUGCUAUUGCUGCUGCCGAGGAUAUAUCAUUGAAACAUGGGCAACGUUGCCAUUCUUACUUGCUCAAACUUGGUUUAAACACUGACCCAAUUGUUUCAGUGGCCCUGCUUGACAUGUAUGGCAAGCGUGGAAACAUUAUUGAGUCUCAAAGAGUGUUCGAUGAGACACUUGAACGAACUCAGUUUGCUUGGACAGCAAUAAUAUCCGCCUAUGCCCGUCACGGACUCUUUGAGUCUGUUAUGAGUUUGUAUACAGAAAUGGAGAGGGAAGGAAUCAGUCCUGAUGUCAUCACUUUCCUUUCUGUUUUGGCUGCAUGCUGUAGAAAUGGAAUGGUUGAUGUAGGCCAUAGAGUAUUUGAGUCUAUGGUGAAGAAACAUUCAAUUGAGGCCACCUCUGAGCAUUAUUCUAUCAUGGUUGACAUGUUGGGCCGUGCUGGACGACUAGACAAGGCAGAAGAGUUGAUGCACCAGAUUCCGGGAGGGCCUGGAUUGUCUGUGUUACAAAGUUUUCUUGGAUCUUGUAGAAUACAUGGGAAUAUGGAGAUGGCUGAGAAAGUUGUUGGAAAUUUGAUAGAAAUGGACCCUACGAGUUCAGCUCCAUAUGUGUUAAUGGCAAACAUGUAUGCUGAGAAAGGGAAGUGGGAGAAAGUUGCUGAAGUGCGAAAAAAGAUGAGAGGGAGGGGAGUAAAGAAGGAAGUGGGAUUGAGUUGGGUGGAUGUUUCUAAUGUUGAUUCCUUGUAUUUGCAUAGUUUCUCCUCUGGUGAUAAGUCACAUCCAGAGUCUGAGAAUAUUUGUAAAAUGGCAGAGUUUCUGGGAUUGCAAAUGAGUUUUUUGAAAGAGAGCAUAGAAAAGGAAGGAGAGUGGUAUCAUGAGUAA
Molecule: messenger RNA, 2319 nt
Organism: Sphenostylis stenocarpa
Lineage: Eukaryota; Viridiplantae; Streptophyta; Magnoliopsida; Fabales; Fabaceae
Source: the annotation of a GenBank genome assembly